Medioppia subpectinata is the source of this 1132-nucleotide messenger RNA. The record is from the annotation of a GenBank genome assembly. NCBI's taxonomy places the organism in Eukaryota, Metazoa, Arthropoda, Arachnida, Sarcoptiformes, Oppiidae.
CGUAAUAAUCAUAGUUAAUAAUCAUCAUUACUAAUACCGCGACCAAAUAAUGCCGACUAUUAAAUGCUCGUUCAGUGGCUGCGAGUCUAAUAUAAUCACCGAAAAUAAGUUAUCGUUUUUUCGAUACCCUAUUAAUGAUCGCAAAAGAUGCGAACAAUGGGUGAAAAACAGUGCCAACCAUAAGAUACGGGAGAUAUUUGGCCACAAUUUGCGUCAAUUGCGGUACAGGACUGUCUGCGAGAAGCACUUCUUCGCCUACGAGAUCAUCAGCCAUAAGAAUCGCAAACAAUUGAUCAGUUCGUCGGUUCCCAAGUACGCGAUGGUCGGACACAUGAGUGCGGCCACACCUGUACCCCCGACCGCAGCCAUCGCACAGAUAUCAACCACCGCUUCCACGCCAUCAUCGCUAGCCAUAGAUAACGCCAAUACAUUCAACCAAUCGCUGGCCAACAUAUCGUCGGUGAAUCGGCGCCUGUCGUCCGGUGCGGACAUAUCCGAUGAAUACGAGGACAUCGAUGACGACGACGACGAUAUAGACUCGCAUUCCUCCACAUCGGAGGACAACUUCAUCGACAAUAGUCUUCGCAAUUUGGAGCAAAUCGAGAGAACCAUAAACUCUAUACUCAACAAACAGUCGCUAGAAGUCAACGGUUCCGCCGGUGAUCAUCGAACCGACGCCCAGCCGUCAGACACCCGAUGCUCUGACCAAUCGUUUGAGGACAACAACGCCGAGUGUCAGGACGAAGAUCUGGUGGAAAAGUUGCUGAACUUUGAGCAGAUCCUCACCGAAAACGACGACAAUUUCGCUUCUAAUCUCAACUCAAUUCAAUCGCUGAUCAGUCAGUCGUUUGGCUCGACUUAUGGCCACCCGUUGGGAGGCUAUCACUCGAAACAGAAGCGCAAAUGUCUGACCAUUUCAGAGAAGUUGGAGAUAAUACGCGACUUCAACGACGGCAUGAAGAGGACGGACAUUAUGCGCAAAUACUGUCUGCCAUACCAGUCGUCAUUGUCGGCCAUUUUGCGCAACAAAGACAAAUACAUCGAGUAUAUCACCAAAGGGUUCGGUCGCGAAGACAAACUCAAACGAGUCAAGUCGCGCAGGGGUUGGGUUGUGCCGAAGGCCACACCACUG